GUCUGGAGCAGGCAGGACAGCAGUGGGUGUGUGGGAGAGGUCUGGAGCAGGCAGGGCAGCAGCUGGCAGCAGUGGGUGUGUGUCUGUGUGUGGGAGACGUGUCCUGGGCCGCUUCCAGCUCUGCGCAGUAACAACCCUGACUGACUGACAGACUGGGGCUGAGCGGCUCCCGCCUGACUGACGCCUGGCUCUUCUGUACAGCAGCAGCAGCCUGUGUGUGUUGUUGUUGCCGCCGCCACCGCUCCUCCUCCUCCUCCUGCAGCAGCAGCCGGCUGCUCACUCCUUCACAUGCACACCAGACCGGGGGCACCAGCCUGCGACAGCCCGUACAGGACAGCCAAGUAUUUCCACAGUCUUUCCACUUGUUGAGAACAACGCACUCCAUGACCAGAUUAGAAAUUUGGAAUUUAAAAAAGUAGAAGACGUGUUUAUAUAUUUACUUCAUUAGAGUGCAGAGUGACUUUACCUACUCUUAUGCACUCCAGCACCCCCAUCAGUUCUCUGUUCUCCUUCACUAGCCCUGCUGUUAAACGGCUGCUUGGCUGGAAACAAGGAGAUGAAGAGGAAAAAUGGGCAGAAAAGGCAGUGGAUUCCCUGGUGAAGAAGUUAAAGAAGAAAAAGGGCGCAAUGGAAGAUCUUGAGCGGGCACUGAGUACACCAGGACAGACCAGUAAAUGUGUCACGAUCCCACGUUCUCUGGAUGGGCGGCUGCAAGUGUCACAUCGUAAGGGUCUUCCGCAUGUCAUCUAUUGUAGGGUCUGGAGGUGGCCCGAUCUACAGUCCCACCAUGAGCUAAAACCACUUGAAUGCUGUGAGUUCCCAUUUGGAUCAAAACAGAAGGACGUAUGCAUAAACCCUUACCAUUACCGCCGAGUGGAAACUCCAGUUUUACCACCAGUUCUAGUUCCAAGACAUAGUGAGUUUAACCCGCAACUCAGCCUGCUUGCCAAGUUCCGAAAUACGUCCCUCAACAAUGAGCCACUCAUGCCACACAAUGCAACCUUCCCUGAGUCUUUCCAGCAAUCGUCAUGCACUCCGUUCUCUUCCUCACCCAACAACAUCUUUCGUCACUCACCAAACACUAUUGGCUUUCCUGAUUCUCCCAGAAGUUCCUCAGAACCUGGAAGCCCCUACCAGAUCACAGAUACACCUCCACCACCAUACAACCCUCCAGAGAUUCAUGGAAACCAGAACAGACACUCAGGGGACUCCAGUGAUUGCCAACUUGUUUUUUCAGCAACAAAUAGAGACUUCCGUCCUGUUUGCUACGAGGAACCGCUACACUGGUGCUCCGUUGCUUACUAUGAACUCAACAAUCGGGUGGGCGAGACGUUCCAGGCAUCUUCUCGCAGUGUACUCAUUGAUGGCUUCACAGAUCCCUCCAACAACAAGAAUAGGUUCUGCUUAGGACUUCUCUCUAACGUCAACCGAAACUCCACUAUUGAAAACACCCGCCGGCACAUUGGGAAAGGGGUCCAUCUGUAUUAUGUUGGUGGAGAGGUUUAUGCUGAGUGUGUGAGUGACAGCAGCAUUUUUGUACAAAGUCGCAACUGCAACUACCAGCAUGGCUUCCACCCGGCAACGGUCUGCAAGAUCCCGAGCGGCUGCAGCCUGAAAAUCUUCAAUAACCAGCUGUUUGCCCAGCUUCUGUCACAGUCGGUUAACCAAGGUUUCGAGGUGGUGUACGAGCUGACCAAAAUGUGCACUAUACGCAUGAGUUUUGUAAAAGGCUGGGGAGCAGAGUAUCAUCGUCAGGACGUAACAAGCACUCCUUGCUGGAUUGAGAUCCAUCUUCACGGCCCCCUGCAAUGGCUAGACAAGGUCCUGACUCAAAUGGGCUCACCCCACAAUCCCAUCUCUUCCGUGUCAUGAUACCACUCUCUGGAGCGCUAUUGCAGGCAGUGGCUUAGAAAUAUAUCAUUUUCCCCCUUUUUUUGUAAUGUAAAUACCUAUAUUUCAGUAUAUGUAAUGUGGCUUUUUUUUUUCUUUUUGUAAUGUGGUGUAAUUGUAGAAAAACAAACUGACAAAUUCAUGUUGUGUUUUUGAUAUAUUCUGCAGCUGUGUUUCUUCACAGAUAUUGUGUGCAGCAGUUCCUAGGAAAGCAGAACACGGUUUCACUUGAUUUCUAAAUAGUUCUUGUUCUCUUAUAAAAAAAAACAAACAGAUUUGAUGCACGUAACCACGGUACACGAUGUAAGGAUUUUAUUAAUUUUAUUGCUUAUUUUUUUAUAUAAAUAUUCUGUUUUGCUGAAGUCACUUAGUUUUAAGAAUUAUUUUUCUAUUUUUUUUUUGUAUAUUGAAUUAUGAGAGAAAAACAUUUUAAAAAAUGUUUAUCAAAACUGCUGAAUUUACCAUAGCAAUAUGAACAAUCAUUUCGUUUCUUAAAGGUGUUUUACGUCUAAGGAUGAUUUAAAGAUUUAAAUAUGUCUUCUUGAAAUGUAUUAAAUAUAUUGCUUUA
Pseudophryne corroboree (corroboree frog) is the source of this 2458-nucleotide messenger RNA. It is a transcript of the gene SMAD9, whose product is annotated as SMAD family member 9. The transcript is spliced from 7 exons. The coding region runs from base 475 to 1872 and encodes 465 amino acids. The record is from RefSeq and is a predicted model, not a curated record. Gene Ontology annotation, molecular function: DNA-binding transcription factor activity, RNA polymerase II-specific; I-SMAD binding; RNA polymerase II cis-regulatory region sequence-specific DNA binding. Gene Ontology annotation, cellular component: heteromeric SMAD protein complex. Gene Ontology annotation, biological process: anatomical structure morphogenesis; cell differentiation; regulation of transcription by RNA polymerase II. NCBI's taxonomy places the organism in Eukaryota, Metazoa, Chordata, Amphibia, Anura, Myobatrachidae.